AUGUCAUCUGGCAGAGUUUCAUACGAGCCUCAUUCAUAUUCGAAAGCGUUCCAAUUUAACGAGGAAUCGGAAAAUCCUUUUGAACCAGAUUCAUCGCACAACGAAGAAAUAUCAGAUAAUCCGUUUGAAUCUGGGGACAUAAGCGACGAAAAGGCAACCUGGGAUCCAGCCAAUCUUGAUACCCACGUCAUUGACUCAGCUAGGGACCAAGACGACGACCCCAACGUGAUGUCUUAUUCUCACGAUUGCAAUCAGCGACCGAGGUCAGCGACAAGCUCGUUUUACUCGCUUGCAAAUGGCCAACUCGAUUCUCAGAGAGCCAGUCGACGAUCCUACACGGAAGAGUACUCCGAGUUUCACGCGGGGAUGGCAAAUGAACCCAACGAACACGACAAUUAUGAUGACGACGAUGACUGGGGCGAUUCUACCCCGAAGAAGCGACUGCACUCUGCAUUCUACACUUCUUUUUCAAUCAGGGGCGUAUUGAAUAUGGGUGCCGUGACCCUCCUAGCCUUGGGCUUAGUAGUUAUCUUCGGCGUUCUCCCAAUAACUACUUAUCGAAGUUCCCAUCGUCAAGCAGCACAACUUGUCGUCAGCAGUGGCGGAAUCGACACAGGAAAUGCCUCAGAUACUCGCCAGAAUACUAUGACGCGGAGAAGAUUUGACGGGGCUGGCCUUCACACAAUCACUUCUGAGGCGUUUGCUAGACACGGCACACUUCGUUCCGGUUUCUCUCCACCCCUAAACGCCGCCCACCAUUGGGACACGUGGGAAACUCUAGACGUCAAAAAGUGGGAGAAAGAACCUCAUUCACCUGCGGAAAAAACAAAAGUGACCUCCGACAACGCCAAGCAAACCCAAAGAAGAAUGGUUGAUUUAGAAUUAUGA
Messenger RNA from Puccinia triticina, 888 nucleotides. RefSeq lists its product as uncharacterized. The coding region runs from base 1 to 888 and encodes 295 amino acids. The transcript is spliced from 2 exons. The record is from RefSeq and is a predicted model, not a curated record. Lineage: Eukaryota; Fungi; Basidiomycota; Pucciniomycetes; Pucciniales; Pucciniaceae.